AAUUCAACAAAUAUAUUACAUUUCAUCCAGUUAUGUACGUUAUGCUUGCAAACGAAACAUGUGGUACUUGUUGUUCCUGGGUAGUUUGGCGAGAGCUGAAAUUAUUACGCUUACAACAGGAACAAAUAUAACGUGUGUCGCUACUGACAACAGCGUUAAGUCAACUGUUUACCUCAGUCCACCAAUUAAUUCAGGUUUCAUAAAACACCCGACUGAAAUCAAUGACUGGAUUCACGAUGAUUGGGAAACGGUAAAUUCGGUAAACAUGAACCACAAUCUAGUAAUCGAUAAACGCUGGGAAGGUUUUCAAAUGCUUCACGAAGACACUGGUUACGCUCUAGAUCAGAAUUCCUUGUCGUUUUCCGUUUGUGUGACCGGAAACUUCUCCCUCAACGUCUUCACCUCAAAUUUUUUAAAGGAAGGGUGGCUAGACGUUACACCACCGUACAUUAACUUCUCCACGAAGAACAACUCGUGCAGAUGGUUCCACUACAGUCUCGUCAAACACGGUAACACCAUCACGCUAAUUUCGGCAGACAACGUAGAGAAGUUGUACAAUGUGGAUUUCGACCCGUACUGGAUCUACGUCAAAGACCCAAAUCGAAACACUACUUUCUGGAAAUUACACAAAUACAAGUUCAAAAUGGCUACCAUACCAACUCGAGAACAAGAAGAAACCAAACUGGCAGUCAAUUUUACCGACAACCUAUGCCUCUCGAUGUACGUCUCGGUAGACACAAACUCCUACCUAGACAUAAUCCUAGAAACUAACACCAACGUCACUAAAAAAACAAUCAUCGGAUUUAACGAAGACAACACAUUAAAGGACUGGCAAAGAAUCCAGCUCGAAGCACCGAGUUUCGGGGAAAGCAACAUUUCGUUUUCCAGAGGCCUGAUCAAUGAAAAAGACCAAAAAGGCUACUGGGCAAUCGACGAAAUUUCUUUCUGCAGCAAAAACAUCGAAGUUCUCACCGCUUCGUCGCAAGAUGAGGCUCCUGAAGACUACAGAUGUGAAAGCUUAGAGCAGAAGGAGCAACUUGCCCAAGCCACAAACUUACACAUGCUAAAAUGCGAUAAGCCGGGAUUUUUGGGCAAGGACUGCAAUGUUCCCUGUGACGUGGUACUAGGAUCGUCGUACCCUCACUGCGAGAGUCACAAGAUCUGCCAGGACGCGUCUUCGUGUUUUUGUAGUUGGGGCUAUACAGGACAAGACUGCAACGAGACAUGUGGGAGUGGUACAUGGGGCAUGUUCUGCAAGAACAAAUGUAGCGAGAAAUGUGGGCGAAAAUGCCAUGGGUCUACGGGAAAGUGUUUGAGUCCGGAGGACCGCCUGGGCGAAACUCUACCCAUAAAUGUUACCAUCACGGCAAACAAAACUAUCAUUUUUUGGCCAAGCAUCGACAAAAAGCUUAAAGAUGUGUGGUACGAUGUCAAAUUUGUGUGUGGGAGCAACUGGUGCAGAGGACAGGUAGUUGAAAACUACACCAUCGGUAUUCCUUCGGGAAAUGAAGAAGUUUUUGAGUUUAAAAAUUUUAAACCUCUUACGAAGUACCAAGCCAACGUAACUGUCUACGGGUUCAACAAAUCGCUAGAGAAGCAGUACAAAAUGAUUAGAGCCGACAAUGUCUAUGUGAUCAGAGACGUGUCAAUUUUUAGUAGUACUUUUAGCAGUCUUUGGGUGAAAUUCGGAGUCGCAGGUAUGCCAGACAAAGAUUCGUCUUACCGGCUUUGGUAUCAGGAAAUCGACUCCAAAUCUCACCCAAACAACACCGAAAACGUAUCUCGUUGUAAACUGUGGGACGGCUACAUGUGCGCAAGAAUUGACAACUUAAAAAAGGAAACGCUGUACGCUGUAGUGGUUGAGCGCAUCAAAACACAAGAUCAAACAGAGGCUUUGUCCGAAAUAUCCCUAGGCUUUACUAAUGUAUCCGGAACUGACGCUCCUGAAAAUGUGAAAGUCGGGUGGGGUUCAGAUGGUGAAGCUAUCAUUUCGUGGACCCGCCCGAUGAUCACAGAUGAGCAAACACGAAAAUUCCUGGUAGAGGUAAAAUCCGCAGAUAAUGUUGUGAAGCAUGUUGAGGUCAAGGAAAAUCAAAAAACAGGCAGGUGCAAGCUUCCGGUAGAAUACAAUUCCUGGUACACAAUAUCAGUAUGUGUACUUACGGAAUACGAAGGGGAAAAGUACACAAUAAAUGCGACGUUUGUUCCCUUCAAGUUUCCGCUUUCAUCAAAUCGCCCCAUAAUAAAGAUAUGUGGUCAAACAUGUCAUUUACUGAUCCCAAAACCCGAAAAUCAAAAAUACCAAAGUUAUUCCCAAAUAGUGGGAGUUCCCGCCAAAAAUAAUUACACCAACAUAAUGAAAUUGUUGGAGAGUAAAUCAGAUCUAGGAGAACACGGGUUGCUACGUUUGAACGUUACCGAUUAUGACGAUAAAUACUUCAUAGCAGAGACAGGCACAGAGUCGAUUUUCCAGCUGAACGGCAUCAAAAAUUACACACUACAUUUUGUACACGAAAACAACGACGAUUACUCCAUUUAUCCUAGACAAAAUCUAGGGGAAAAAGAAGCAGACGGCAACCAAACGUUGUUAUCAUCAGUACCAUUCUUAACAUUAUUUGUAACCAUUUCUACCAUUUUAUUAGCGUUAUUAUCAUUAUUAUUCUUACUGAAAAACGUUAAAAAACGAAGAACUAAAUUCGAUGAAGAAACCAAAAUAGUAGGAGAAAAAUUAUUAAACCCUUCAAAGCAAGGUCCACAACAAUUUACCAAGGUGGACGUCCGAUUACUGGAAACCUACAUCAAACAGGCGUUGCUCACCGGGAAGGACUUCAUUGCACAAUUUCGUUCCCUCCCGGCAGCCAACAGACCCACGGUCCACGCCUUCCACAACAAAAACAAAAACAAGAACAACGAAAACAUACCAUAUGACCAUAAUCGCGUCACUCUCGCAAAAAUGGAAGGGCUGGGAGACGACGAUUACAUAAAUGCGAGUUACAUAGACGGUCUCGAUCGUCAACAAACUUACAUAGCCGCUCAGGGUCCCAAAUUUUACACUGUUCGUGAUUUCUGGAGGAUGAUUUGGCAAGAGAACGUCCACAUCGUCGUAAUGGCGACGAAUUUCAUGGAAAACAAAAAAAGGAAAAGCGCUGAGUACUUUCCCCAAAAAUGCGGCGCUAUUUUCGAGUGUGGCACACUCACGAUAAAGUUAACGAAAGAGGAGGUUUACGAACACCACACUGUCAGAAUUUUGGAAGUCUGUUACAAGCGAGCAGUCAGACAGAUACAACACUUCCACUUGACGUGGAGUCCUGAUAGUCAUAGGCCUUUGUACCCGAACUGUAUCGUACCUUUAGUGAAAACGAUCCGCGCAAUCCGCGAGAGUAGCGACCGGCCGAUUUUAAUCCACUGCAGUUCUGGGUCCAACCGGACUGGAACUCUGAUUUUGUGCGACUUAGCGCUCCAAAUGGCACAGUCGAGCGACAGUGUGGACUUUUACUCGCUGCUAAAGACCAUAAGAGAUCAAAGACCCAACAUGAUCAGCAGCGAGAAACAGUACAUUCUGGCACACUUGGUCGUGCUCGAGUGCCUCAUGGAACACGAAAACGUGUUCAAAAAGUCGUUCAGAGAGAACUUGCACUUGCCAGUGUUUAAGGAACAGUUGAACUACGUGGCGAGACUCGCGUGGCACGACGACGUCGUUGAGCACUGGGCGUCGAGACGCAGUAAUUCCAGCAGCUACACGUUUUUAAAUUAUGCAGUGGACGGCUACAACACGAGCAAAAAAUUUUUGACGGCGCGGUCGCCCUCCAAGCAACUGAUUUCUAGUUUCUGGAAAAUGGUGACCCAAGAGAAAAUUCACUUGAUUGUGCUGCUAGAUCAGGAACAAGACAAGAUGUGGCCAUACCAAAACGUGAGCAAUAACACGCUUUGGUCAGUCAAAGAGGUCAAGUCGUGGAAAACCACCUACUGCGAACUCACGAAACUGUCGCUGAAGGUUUCCCGAUUACCAACGAACAACAUUAUACACGAACAAACGAUUUGGUUGAUCGAAAUGGACAAUUCCCAGCACUCCGAAAACACAAACUGGUUUCUUAACAUCAUAGACGAUUUGAAUAAACUCAGUGACUCGAAGCCCAUUCUAGUGAUGUGCCAUGACGGUGUCAGAAAAAGUGGUAUAUUCGUUACUUUAGACUACGUAAUCGAAAAAUGCAAGAAAGAGUUCGAAGUGGACGUCUGCAACGCCAUAAGAAACGUCAGACGGAGCGGCUUACCUUUCGUCCAGAACCCUAAUGAAAUGGAAUUUCUGUACUCGACGGCUCUACAAUAUUUACAGAAGUUUGACGCGUACGCUUGCAUAUUAUAACCGUUAUAAUACAUCUUAAAAUGACACGAAGCACGGGCUGCAAAGGAUACGAAGACAAUUGCAGCCGGUCCGGGCACAAAGCUGUCAGACUUCCGGAAGGAGGCAGCUUUUAAGGAAAAUACUCUCUAGGCUUGUGCUGGCCGCUCCUUUGCAAUAAUUUCAGAUAUUAUAGUUUAAGCUUUGUCUGUUAUUGCUAUACUAGAAUCGCCGAAAGGGAAAGUCGCGUCUGACCAAAAAGAACGCUAGGUUCGGUGUUUGAUCGCGUGAUUUUAUUCGGCGGUUCAAGUAUAGUUUAAUAAUAAAACCCACUACGUGAAGAAAUUUGAAGCGUAUGACGAUUUUCGUAAUGACGUCAUUGGUGAAAAGCCGAAGAAGAGGGACACGAUUUUAACCCAACUUUCGUAUUUCGACAUCAACUAGAAUCACGCGUUUUUGUUGUUUGUUUGUGUUUGUUUUUAGACUUACUGUGAACUUAUUCAUAGACCUAAGUGUUUUUCUUUUAUCUAUAUACUUAAUGUUACUCUGAUAGUCUGAAUAAGUUUGAUAAGACACUUACAGGCUAGAUGGUUUUGUGUAAAACUGCACAAUAAAUUGAACCAGUGGUGGAUCGUGAGGUUUAAGCCGAUAUUAAUAUUAAUAUUAAUAAUAAUAACCUUUACUUUCAACAGGUUAAUAACGCAAUUACAGAAAAUAUAAACCAAAGUAAACUUAAUUUACAAUCAAGAAUGUGUACAAAAUAAAAAGAAAACAAAAAAAACAAUAAAUGUAGCAAAAUAAUUAAUAAAUAUAAAAUAAAAUAGUUAACAGUUUAA
Molecule: messenger RNA, 5175 nt
Organism: Zophobas morio
Lineage: Eukaryota; Metazoa; Arthropoda; Insecta; Coleoptera; Tenebrionidae
Product: receptor-type tyrosine-protein phosphatase C-like
Exons: 24
Coding region: 59-4363 (1434 amino acids)
Biological process (GO): protein dephosphorylation
Molecular function (GO): protein tyrosine phosphatase activity; protein binding
Source: RefSeq, a predicted model, not a curated record